AUGGGCCGCUGGGGAUGGCGCCUUUUUGAAGCCGACCGUGACCUGGACAUCCUCGGUGACAUGCUCGGUCACACGGGCCAGUCGGAGGAAGCAUGGACCUGGACCCUGGAGGACACAAUCCUCGGACCUGACUACGACACGCCCACCGAGGUCCGCAGCAAGCUAGACAAUGAGGUCCUGCCCUAUGUCCGCCAGAGGUUUGACACCGACGACCUCGGAGAACAGAUGCUCGUUGCCUGCCGAGCCAAGGAAGGGGAGGACAUGCCUUUCAAUCCGACCAAGUACACGACCAUUCUGAUGGGGGCCCUGAUCAUGCGUGCCGGCGGCCAAAUCAGUUCCGAGUCGAUGCAGCAUCUCCGUGCGCUGGUCCCGCAGGUGAACUGCAACGCGCGAUUCGUGCUGCCGCUCAAUGACGAGGGAUUCCGCUCGCCCGGUCGCGCCCAGUUCCUGGCGGCUCUAGAUCAUUACCGAGCCGGGGUGCCACGGAGCUUUCGAUCGCCGAGGUGA
Molecule: messenger RNA, 507 nt
Organism: Aspergillus japonicus CBS 114.51
Lineage: Eukaryota; Fungi; Ascomycota; Eurotiomycetes; Eurotiales; Aspergillaceae
Exons: 2
Coding region: 1-507 (168 amino acids)
Source: RefSeq, a predicted model, not a curated record